Knipowitschia caucasica is the source of this 1017-nucleotide messenger RNA. The record is from the annotation of a GenBank genome assembly. Lineage: Eukaryota; Metazoa; Chordata; Actinopteri; Gobiiformes; Gobiidae.
AUGUUCCUGUCUGGAGAGGCCGCUCUGAGAUGUGGUCUGGGAGAGAAAGAAGACAAACUUUGCAGCUUCACUAAGAAGGCUCUGCACAUCCAGCUGGACAGUCUCCCGGAGGUCCCUGCUCUGGUGGACGUCCCGUGUGUCUCUGCCCAGUUCGAUGACUCUCUGCUGGGGGCGCUGAAGGAGAAGGUGUCCCGCCACGGCUCGGUCUCCUCGUAUCCUCCGGUCCAGAUCGAGGAGCUGCAGGAGCGGCCCGGCGGCGUCCUGGUGCGAUGGUGCAAGGUGGACGAGGACUUUGCGGCUGCAGAUUUCCGGCUGCAGUGGCGGCGGUCGGGCAGCGGGGGGCGCCAGUACGAGGACGCGUACAUCGGCAGAGAGCUGGAGUUCCUGGUGCUGCAGCUGGACGCUCACACGGACUAUCAGUUCAGAGUCAGCGCCCGAGGAGAGGGCCGCACCGAGUGGAGUCCCUGGAGCGUCCCCCAGAGCGGCAGCACCACGCUGGCUGCACACGAGUGGAGACCUGGGACCGAGGGCUUCGUGCUGAGCUCCAGGAGAAACAUCGCGCUCAGGAACGACUCUGUGUCUCGCUGCUGCGUCCUGUACUCCAGGGCUCCUACUUACUACUGCGGACAGACACUCACGUUCAAGAUCAGUGCAGUGGGGGCCCUGGACCCCCGGGACAGUCUGGGGGUCUGUGUGGACGACAGCAGAGGACACGAGUCUCUGCAGAGGGACCAGGCCGUCUGCAUCUCCACCAACGGCGCUGUGUUUGUGAAUGGGAAGGAGAUGACCAAUCAGCUGCCUCCUCUGAUCCUGGGUGCGGCCGUGACCUUUGACAUGGAGGUGGUGAGCGUGCAACCCGGUCUCCACGGCGACGGGGCGAGCGUUGCUAAGCUGCGGGUGGCCAUCGGCUCCGGCUCCAGGGAGGUGGUGUUCGACUGGCAGGUGGAGAGCUCCCUGGACGCUCUGUUCUUCGGCUGCUCCUUCAACCACUCAGGCUGGAAGGUCCUGGUGUUUUAG